AGAGCUGGUCUAGUCUACGUUAUACAACAACAACAUAUCUGUAUAAUAGCAUAUAAAAAAUAUGAAUAAUAAAGUGUUAUUGGCACAUUCUAUCUAGAGAAAUGAUUCCAAAAGCACACUACCGUACAAGGAUUAUGAUGUCGUUUCAGGUGAAAAUUCACGAGCUGGAGCUGAAACUGCAGGAAGAGGAGCACCAGAGGAAGCUGGUGCAGGAUAAAGCAAACCAGCUGCAGUCUGGUUUGGAGAUCAACAGGAUCCUGUUGCAGUCGGCCUCGCCGCCGCGAUGGACCAGCACGGACCCUCAAGAGAGGAAUGAAAUUUUAAAGGUAUGGUGGACGUAGGAAGUUGGGCCCGACUGAUA
Molecule: messenger RNA, 361 nt
Organism: Hippocampus comes (tiger tail seahorse)
Lineage: Eukaryota; Metazoa; Chordata; Actinopteri; Syngnathiformes; Syngnathidae
Product: centrosomal protein CEP57L1-like
Exons: 2
Coding region: 102-341 (79 amino acids)
Cellular component (GO): centrosome
Molecular function (GO): gamma-tubulin binding; identical protein binding; microtubule binding
Source: RefSeq, a predicted model, not a curated record